AUGGCGGCCACAUCCACGCCGCAAGGCACGCUACGCCAUCGUAACGUGCCCGGCAGCAGCAGCAAGAAAAAGGAUGGCGCCUCAUCUGAUACAGAUGUCGACAGCAUCCUCCAGGUCACUGCUGCAACUUCCAAGCCGGCCGGUUCGGGAUGGGACUACAAGCUGGCACUCGUCGUUAUCACGGCCCUCGCCUUCUUGACUAGAUUCUGGGGCAUCAGCCACCCCGACGAAGUCGUCUUUGACGAAGUCCACUUUGGAAAGUUUGCCUCGUACUACCUGGAGCGAACAUACUUCUUCGACGUGCACCCGCCGUUUGGCAAGCUCCUGUUUGCCUUUGUCGGCUGGCUCGUCGGCUACGACGGACACUUCCACUUUGAGAACAUUGGCGACUCGUACAUUGCAAACAAGGUGCCGUACCUGGCGUUCCGGUCGCUGCCGGCACUCCUGGGGGCGCUGACAGUGACGGUGACGUACAUGAUCAUGUGGGAGUCGGGCUACAGCCUGCCGGCGUGCAUCCUCGCGGCUGGACUGGUGCUGUUGGACAAUGCACACAUUGGGCAGACGCGGUUGAUCCUGUUGGACGCCACGCUGGUGUUUGCCAUGGCGUGCAGCAUCCUCUGCUACAUCCGGUUCUACAAGCUGCGGCACGAGCCGUUCUCGCGCAAGUGGUGGAAGUGGCUGAUCCUGACGGGCUUUGCGCUGUCGGCGGACAUGUCGACCAAGUACGUGGGGCUCUUCGCGUUCGUGUCGAUCGGGUCGGCGGUGGUGAUCGACCUAUGGGACCUGCUGGACAUCCGGCGGGCCGGAGGCGCACUGACGCUGCCGGACUUCUCGAAGCACUUUUUGGCGCGGGCGUUUGGACUCAUCCUGAUGCCCUUCCUCUUCUACCUAUUCUGGUUCCAGGUGCACUUUGCGGUGCUGACGCGGUCGGGCCCCGGCGAUGAGUUCAUGUCGCCGGAGUUCCAGGAGACGCUGAGCGACAACGUGAUGCUUGCGAACGCGGUGACGAUCCAGUACGGCGACACGAUCAAUCUGAUGCACAAGGAGACGAAGGCGUAUCUGCACAGCCACCCGGAGAACUACCCGCUCCGGUACGACGACGGCCGGGUGUCGAGCCAGGGUCAGCAGGUGACGGGCUACCCGUACAACGACACGAACAACCUGUGGCAGAUCCUGCCGGGAGACGGCAGCAGCCUGGACCCGGGGCGGACGGUGCUGAACCACGAACUGGUGCGGCUGCGGCACCUGGGCACGGACAUGAUCCUGCUGUCGCACGACGUGGCGUCGCCGUACUACCCGACCAACCAGGAGUUCACGGCGGUGCCGCCGGCCGAUGCGUAUGGUGAGCGGGCGGCCGACACGCUGUUUGAGAUUCGGGUCGAGAGCGGCAAGCCGGGACAGGAGUUCAAGAGCGUGUCAAGCCACUUCAAGCUGAUCCACAACCCGAGCAAGGUGGCGAUGUGGACGCACACGACGCCGCUGCCCGAAUGGGGCCACAAGCAGCAAGAGAUCAACGGCAACAAGCAGCUGGCACAGAGCUCCAACGUGUGGCUGGUCGAGGACAUUGUAUCGUUGGCGGCCGACGACGUGCGGCGGGCACGGCCAGAGAAGCUGGUCAAGACGCUGCCAUUCCUGCAGAAGUGGUUUGAGCUGCAGCGGUCCAUGUUCUGGCACAACAACCAGCUGACGAGCAGCCAUCCGUACUCGUCGCUGCCGUACCAGUGGCCGUUCUUGCUGCGCGGCGUCAGCUUCUGGACCCAGAACGACACGCGCGAGCAGAUCUACUUUCUCGGCAACCCGCUCGGCUGGUGGAUCGCGAGCAGCCUUCUGGCUGUGUACGCCGGCAUCAUCGCGGCCGACCAGUUCUCGCUGCGACGCGGCAUGGACGCGUUGGAUCACCGCACACGCUCGCGGCUGUACAACUCGACCGGUUUCUUCUUCCUCGUCUGGGCGAUGCACUACUUCCCCUUCUUCGUCAUGGGCCGACAGCUGUUCCUGCACCACUACCUGCCGGCACACCUGGCGUCGACGCUGGUGGCGGGCGCGCUGAUCGAGUUCAUAUUCACCAACGACGCGCCUGAGCCAGAGCAACCGACGUGCCAGCAGGUCAAGUCAGGCAAGAAGGCGGCGCCAGAGCCGAAGCGACACAUCUCUGCGCGUGAGCGGCUGGCCGGCCAGAGCCUUCUGGGCGCGUGGAUCGCGACGGCUGUCAUUCUGGCCAUUGUGGCGGUGGCCUGGUGGUUCUUCCUGCCUCUAACGUACGGCUACCCCGGCCUGUCGAUCGAGCAGGUCAUGCGGCGCAAGUGGCUGGGCUAUGAUCUGCACUUUGCCAAAUAG
Molecule: messenger RNA, 2337 nt
Organism: Grosmannia clavigera kw1407
Lineage: Eukaryota; Fungi; Ascomycota; Sordariomycetes; Ophiostomatales; Ophiostomataceae
Product: mannosyltransferase pmti
Exons: 3
Coding region: 1-2337 (778 amino acids)
Biological process (GO): protein O-linked glycosylation via mannose
Cellular component (GO): endoplasmic reticulum; membrane
Molecular function (GO): dolichyl-phosphate-mannose-protein mannosyltransferase activity
Source: RefSeq, a predicted model, not a curated record